GCGUGCAGGGUACGCUUUUGCCACAGAUCUUGGGCGGGACCAUGGACCCCGAUACAGAUGCGCUGCUGCAUGUGAAGGGAACUCUGCCUGCUGAGUACGAGCUCGGAGAACUCGAGGUGCACAGAGGGGCUCCACGAAAGUACCGCAUUGGUCUGAAAGCAAGACACAGCAGCCAGGCCGGCCAGCCGUUACUUCAGUGGCACAGCCGGACGUUCACCACGAAGAGUGCACGUCGCAGAGACAGAGCCGCCGAGUCUCAAGCAUGCAGAACCAUCACAGCGCAAACAUGGUUAGACCUUGCAGCAAAGACCAUCCAGCAUGAAGCGAUCCAGCAACCACCCUCCCGGGAAAGAGGGCCCGGCGAGAAGAAGGACCUCAGCAUGAGCAUGGAGCAUGUUCUGGGAGAGCAGCGAGACUUCAAGGAAGUUGACUCUAGUCUGGUGCUGUUGAUGCGGCGGCACGGGGGAGUCUGCGUGAUGCUCCCCAAGUACCACUGCGAGUGCAACCCCAUCGAGCUCGUUUGGGGCUGUGCGAAGGACUGGACGCGCCAGAACUGCACAUAUUCGAUGGAAUGCUUGCGCAAAAACGUGCCGUUGAGCUUUAGACCGGAGAAGGAUAGACAGGCCAUUGCGGUAGUCCAGGCUUUCUGCAAGAAGGCUUACACGCAUGCCCUCGUGUACCUGAAGGCACGUGCACUUGGACCCACGGGCAAGGAGAUCUACAAGAAAUUCAAGUCCCACAGGCGCCCGACGCCGAACACGUGGAGGAAGUAG
This is a messenger RNA of Ectocarpus sp. CCAP 1310/34, 773 nucleotides long. Lineage: Eukaryota; Phaeophyceae; Ectocarpales; Ectocarpaceae. The record is from the annotation of a GenBank genome assembly.